This is a messenger RNA of Heterostelium album PN500, 216 nucleotides long. RefSeq names its product eL38 family ribosomal protein (gene rpl38). Gene Ontology annotation, molecular function: structural constituent of ribosome. Gene Ontology annotation, cellular component: cytosolic large ribosomal subunit; ribosome. The transcript is spliced from 2 exons. Gene Ontology annotation, biological process: protein-RNA complex assembly; translation. The record is from RefSeq and is a predicted model, not a curated record. Lineage: Eukaryota; Evosea; Eumycetozoa; Acytosteliales; Acytosteliaceae. The coding region runs from base 1 to 216 and encodes 71 amino acids.
AUGCCCAAACAAAUCCGUGAGAUCAAAGAUUUUCUUUUGACUGUUCGUCGUAAGGACGCCAAGGAAAUCAGAAUCAAGAAGAACGCCAAGGACACCAAGUUCAAGGUUCGUUGCGGAAGAUUCCUUUACACUCUCAAGAUCACUGAUCAAACUAAGGUUCCAAAGUUAAUGCAAAUCCUCCCACCAGUAACUAUCAUCACAUUUUUCAACAGCUAA